CCCGUCUUGCUCUGCGGCGCAGGGGCAAGAUGGCUGCUGAGAAGCAGGUCCCAGGUGGCGGCGGCGGCGGCGGCAGUGGCAGCGGCGGUAGCGGCGGUGGACGUGGUGCCGGAGGGGAAGAAAACAAAGAAAACGAACGCCCUUCGGCCGGAUCGAAGGCAAACAAAGAAUUUGGGGAUAGCCUGAGUUUGGAGAUUCUUCAGAUUAUUAAAGAAUCCCAGCAGCAGCAUGGUUUACGGCAUGGAGAUUUUCAGAGGUACAGGGGCUACUGUUCCCGUAGACAAAGACGUCUUCGAAAAACACUCAACUUCAAGAUGGGGAACAGACACAAAUUCACAGGGAAGAAAGUGACCGAAGAGCUUCUGACUGAUAACAGAUACUUGCUUCUGGUUCUGAUGGAUGCUGAAAGAGCCUGGAGCUAUGCCAUGCAGCUGAAACAGGAAGCCAACACUGAACCCCGAAAACGGUUUCACUUGUUAUCUCGCCUACGCAAAGCCGUGAAGCAUGCAGAGGAAUUGGAACGCUUGUGUGAGAGCAAUCGCGUGGAUGCCAAGACCAAAUUAGAGGCUCAGGCUUACACAGCUUACCUCUCAGGAAUGCUACGUUUUGAACAUCAAGAAUGGAAAGCUGCCAUUGAGGCUUUUAACAAAUGCAAAACUAUCUAUGAGAAGCUAGCCAGUGCUUUCACAGAGGAGCAGGCUGUGCUGUAUAACCAACGUGUGGAAGAGAUUUCACCCAACAUCCGCUAUUGUGCAUAUAAUAUUGGGGACCAGUCAGCCAUCAAUGAACUCAUGCAGAUGAGAUUGAGGUCUGGGGGCACUGAGGGUCUCUUGGCUGAAAAAUUGGAGGCUUUGAUCACUCAGACUCGAGCCAAACAGGCAGCUACCAUGAGUGAAGUGGAGUGGAGAGGGAGAACGGUUCCGGUGAAGAUCGACAAAGUGCGCAUUUUCUUAUUGGGACUGGCUGAUAACGAAGCAGCCAUUGUCCAGGCUGAAAGCGAAGAAACUAAGGAGCGCCUGUUUGAAUCAAUGCUCAGCGAAUGUCGGGACGCCAUCCAGGUGGUUCGGGAGGAGCUCAAGCCAGAUCAGAAACAGAGAGAUUAUAUCCUUGAAGGAGAGCCGGGGAAGGUGUCUAAUCUUCAAUACUUGCAUAGCUACCUGACUUACAUCAAGCUAUCAACGGCAAUCAAGCGUAAUGAGAACAUGGCCAAAGGUCUGCAGAGGGCUCUGCUGCAGCAGCAAACAGAGGAUGACAGCAAGCACUCACCCCGGCCCCAGGACCUGAUCCGACUCUAUGACAUCAUCUUACAGAAUCUGGUGGAAUUGCUCCAGCUUCCUGGUUUAGAGGAAGACAAAGCCUUCCAGAAAGAGAUAGGCCUCAAGACUCUGGUGUUCAAAGCUUACAGGUGUUUUUUCAUUGCCCAGUCCUAUGUGCUGGUGAAGAAGUGGAGCGAAGCCCUUGUCCUGUACGAUAGAGUCCUGAAAUAUGCAAAUGAAGUAAAUUCUGAUGCUGGCACCUUCAAGAACAGCCUAAAGGACCUGCCUGACGUGCAAGAGCUCAUCACUCAAGUGCGGUCGGAGAAGUGCUCCCUGCAGGCUGCAGCCAUCCUUGAUGCAAACGACGCUCAUCAAACAGAGACCUCCUCCUCCCAAGUCAAGGACAAUAAGCCUCUGGUUGAACGGUUUGAGACAUUCUGCCUGGACCCUUCCCUUGUCACCAAGCAAGCCAACCUGGUGCACUUCCCACCAGGCUUCCAGCCCAUCCCCUGCAAGCCUUUGUUCUUUGACCUGGCCCUCAACCAUGUGGCUUUCCCACCCCUUGAGGACAAGUUGGAACAGAAGACCAAGAGUGGCCUCACUGGAUACAUCAAGGGCAUCUUUGGAUUCAGGAGCUAACCAGGCUCUUCCUCGGGGGCGGGGGAGAUUCUGACUCUUAAUCUGUAUUGUGAGAAAAUCCCAGCAAGUUCCAUGAUAUUAAAUCCAGGUCUGCAUUGGCCCAGGGCAAGAGUUUAACAUCUUCGGCCCUGCAUUCCUACAUCUCGUGUGUGUACACAUUCUUAAGCAGUGUGUUAGGAGAGCACCUUGUUGUCUUCUGGUAAAUGUGUGCGGGUUCAUCCCGUCUCCUGUACCUCCUGGGAGAGGGGCCGCUGCUGUCUGGUGCCCUGUGAGCUGUGAUUGAUUGCCUUUGGUCAGUAAUGCGUUCAGGAGUCCACACCAGGCACAGAUGGGGCCUUGAAACGCUUUGUCAUGCUUCUUCAGUACCAUGGAUUUGAAAUGAACUCAUCCUUGCUGUGAGCAUCCAGGAUCCCUUGAGAAGUUUAUCUAUGACUAUGAAACUGGCAACGUCACCCCAGAAUUACGGUCAGCCUUAUUCCCCUUCACUUCCCAGUGAACGCUAAGAAGUUUCAGACAAGCAGAGAGCUCUAUUUUUAGAAGAAACAAUGUUACUCAGAAAUGAUGAAACCAAAUCUUAUAUUAAAAGGCAAAGAUGACAGAGA
Messenger RNA from Nomascus leucogenys (northern white-cheeked gibbon), 2497 nucleotides. RefSeq names its product signal recognition particle 68 (gene SRP68). Lineage: Eukaryota; Metazoa; Chordata; Mammalia; Primates; Hylobatidae. The record is from RefSeq and is a predicted model, not a curated record. Gene Ontology annotation, biological process: SRP-dependent cotranslational protein targeting to membrane. Gene Ontology annotation, cellular component: signal recognition particle, endoplasmic reticulum targeting. Gene Ontology annotation, molecular function: 7S RNA binding; signal recognition particle binding; endoplasmic reticulum signal sequence receptor activity.